GCUUAGGCAGACCUUUGGGCAGUGUCCACCUGGUGCAGACGAGCAGACGGUUGGAUACCAUUGUCGAGCUUGGAUUCUCCAUCUCUUUGGUUCAGUUCUUUUUCCAGACGCGACAGACGACAUUGCGUCAUGGAUGUUUCUACCAUGCCUGACUGACUGGGAUACGACCGGAGGUUACAGCUGGGCUUCAGCAGUGUUGGCCUUCCUGUACAGGCAACUUUGAAAGGCUUGUCAUCGUUCGUCGAGGACCGCCAGCUUAGGUGGAUGUGUCUACCUACUACAGCUAUGGAUGUGGGCACACAUACCCGUCGGGCGACCCAGAGAGUUUCCUCCUCGUGAGUGGUUCGUGGUAGCCGGACAUCGGCUUAAGCCCACGGCUGCUUACCGCUGGGACCAGGUCGAGGAGCCAUUCGCACGACACCAGCGUGCUUACAUGGAGUACUCAAACGAGCUCGACGCACUUACUCCUUCGAUGGUGACCUGGCAACCGUAUCUUGAUCCAUAUUUCGCCAUCAUACAGUUGAGCAGCAUGUGCUCAAUAGACGAGAACCUCUACCUCAUGAGGUGUCCCCUCAUCUGUUUUUAUGCUGUUGAGUACCACUUGCCCCACAGAGUUGCUCGACAGUUCGGAUUGCGCCAGGAGUUUCCGGUGGAGCCAUUCUUGACUUCAAUAGAACUUCAUAAGUUCGACAGACAGAGACAGAAGAAGGUCACGGACUUCGAGACCCACCAUCGUGAUUACAUUGAUGAAUGGGAACAAUAGGGGGAUCUUAACUAUGAGAACGACCAGGCGCACACAAACUACAACUUCCGGAGGUAUUUGAUUUGGUAUUCUGGUGUGACUAGGUGCAAGCUGAAGGGACAGUGGAUAGCUGCAGACUACGCCGAGCAAGAAUCGUCAGACGACGAAGACACAGCUUUCGACAUAGCUGCUCGGCACGGGUCCCAAAUUGAGGCUGCUCCAAUCCUUGAU
Molecule: messenger RNA, 973 nt
Organism: Zea mays
Lineage: Eukaryota; Viridiplantae; Streptophyta; Magnoliopsida; Poales; Poaceae
Product: serine/threonine-protein phosphatase 7 long form homolog
Exons: 3
Coding region: 290-763 (157 amino acids)
Biological process (GO): meristem maintenance; meristem development
Source: RefSeq, a predicted model, not a curated record